Molecule: messenger RNA, 1240 nt
Organism: Xiphias gladius (swordfish)
Lineage: Eukaryota; Metazoa; Chordata; Actinopteri; Istiophoriformes; Xiphiidae
Product: T-cell acute lymphocytic leukemia protein 1 homolog
Exons: 5
Coding region: 1-750 (249 amino acids)
Biological process (GO): regulation of transcription by RNA polymerase II
Molecular function (GO): RNA polymerase II cis-regulatory region sequence-specific DNA binding; protein dimerization activity; DNA-binding transcription factor activity, RNA polymerase II-specific
Source: RefSeq, a predicted model, not a curated record
AUGCCGACCGUCUCUGGAAACGCUGCCGAGGACGAGGCCGAGCUGCUGGCGUGGUUAGAUCCCACAUAUAUGGGACGUAGGGACGCGGUCUGGGUAGUCAGACGGCCAAAAACAACCUCUUCCAGGCUGAAGGACGAGCUCGGUUCAUUCACGCCAAGAACGGAGCGGGUCGCAGGGAACGGAGCUGCCUACAUCAGAGAUGUCAAACCCUUUGGCCUGGUGGAGGCACACGGGAACGAAGAACGUCUUCCUCACAAGCUGCAAGCAGACCAGCGGUGGUGGAAGGAGUUCGCAGAUCGUCUGCUUCAUAAAAGUAAACCAGAUCAGUGCAUCAUGAAGACACCAAGAACGACUCCACAUGUGAUGAACCUCAGCGACGGUUCUGGUCCCCAGGUCGUCCGGCGGAUCUUCACCAACAGUCGGGAACGUUGGCGGCAGCAGAACGUUAACGGAGCGUUCGCCGAGCUGCGGCGGCUCAUCCCCACCCACCCCCCCGACAGGAAGCUCAGCAAGAACGAGAUCCUGCGCCUCGCCCUCAGGUACAUCCACUUCCUGGACCGACUGCUGGAGGACCAGGACCUCAGGGGGGUCCCCCGGGGCCGCUUGGAGAGCCUGGAGCGGGCGGCGCUGUCACCAAACUCCAGCUGCGAGAGCUCGGUGGAGGGAGACGCAGACGGCCUGACGGAGGAGCAGGACUGCGGCGGUCUGGGUCACCUGCAGUACCUUCGCCUGGCAACCCGCUACAGCUGAUCAGAUCCAGCAGAGACCAGGAGGAAGAGUCCGGCUGAUCCACCGUGUUGGCUCCAGAGGAGCACGUGCCGUAAAUCCUCUUUUGCUGAUUUUUUUUUCAUGAAGUUCGGGUCAACACAAGAACAUUUGCUGAUGUAAAAGAAACAGAGGUCGUCGGACCCGGUGUGGUCCUUUAAAAAACAGGUAUCGCCGUUCUGGACUGAGACCGAGCGGAGAUCUGAGAGUUUGUGAUAUUCACAUUUAUCAAUGGAGUCGUCGGUAAUGAAUGAUUAGACGUGUGUGAUUGUGCGCCGUGUUUGACAUGAAGUUCUGCGGGUCUGAGCAGAAAACUGUAGCCAGAUUUAGUUUCUUUGAUGUUAAAGGAACUUUUGGUGCUUUCAUUGUUUCAGUCGUUUACUGUGAUGUUUUGUAGAAAUGUCUUUGUUGUACGCCGAGUAUUUAUAUCUGAGCUGCACUAAUGUAUCUGUGAGAACACAGGUGAAUAAAAAUA